Molecule: messenger RNA, 1624 nt
Organism: Cygnus olor (mute swan)
Lineage: Eukaryota; Metazoa; Chordata; Aves; Anseriformes; Anatidae
Gene: HABP4
Product: hyaluronan binding protein 4
Exons: 7
Coding region: 77-1114 (345 amino acids)
Biological process (GO): positive regulation of translational initiation; positive regulation of RNA splicing
Cellular component (GO): nucleus; cytoplasm
Molecular function (GO): RNA binding
Source: RefSeq, a predicted model, not a curated record
UCCCUCCCCGUGGAGCGGCGGCGGCGGCGGCGGCGGCGGCGGCGGCGGAGGUUGCGUCGCGUCGCGUCGCGCCGCGAUGCAGGAGAGCUUCGGCUGCGCCGUGGCCAACCGCUUCUGCCAGCUGCUGGACGACGAGUCCGACCCCUUCGACAUCCUCCGCGAGGCCGAGCGCCGCCGGCAGCAGCGCAAGCAGCGCGACGAGGCGGCGGCGGCGGCGGCGGCCAGGAGGGGCGGCGGCCGGGCGGGCGCCGGCAGGAGGGAGUCCCAGAAGGAGCGCAAGCAGCACGGCGGCACCGCCGCCGCCGCCGCGCCGCAGCCCGGCCAGAAGCGAGCCCCUAAACGAGGAGAAGAGCAAGGAUGGAAUGACAACAGGAGAGCAGAGAAACAAGACAAAACUGAAUGGAGACCUUCUUUCAGGGAAUACCAUUCCUAUGAAACAGAAAGGCAAACUGAAUUCACAGUUGAAAGACCAGUUGAAAGAGUAGACUGUGAAAGACCAAGAGGUCGUGGAAGAGGAAGAGGUGGAAUGCGAGGCAGAGGAAGAGGUGGUGGAAUAAACAGAAGUUUUGAUGGCUUUGACCAAAGAGGAAAACGGGAAUUUGAAAGGCAAAGUGGCAAUGAUAAAACUGAGAUGGAACAGACUGCUCCUGUGGAAGAGACUGCAGAAACAGCUCAGCAGCAAGGGACUUCUGAAGGAGAACCUCUAAACAAAGUUGCUGAAGGGGAGCCAAUGGAAGAAGUAGUUCAAGAAAUGACGUUAGAUGAGUGGAAAAAUCUUCAGCAACAGAAUCGACCAAAGCCUGAAUUCAACAUCCGGAAGCCAGAAUCCACUGUUCCUUCCAAAGCAGUGGUGAUUCACAAGUCAAAAUAUAGCGAUGAUUUGCAAAAGGAAGACUUUGAAGAUGAUUCUCAUGUCUUUCGAAGAGCGGUGAAUGACAUAACAUCUCAGCUGGAUAUUAACUUUGGGAGUCUUCCUCGCCCUGGCCGUGGAUCAAGAGGAGCACGAGGUGGUCGUGGUAGACGAGUUGAAGAGAUGGGACCUCGACCAGAAGUAACGGUGCAAAUUGUUGCUCCAAAUCCUGAUGAUCCUGAGGAUUUUCCUGCUUUAGCUUGAAGGAGCUAUCGUGAAUGUUAUUAUCAACAUAGCUUUGGUGUAGCCUGUGAAGAGGCCAGUUCUACGCUGGUGUGGAAAAGAAGUCUGAGUGUACAGGAAAAACUGUUUUGUUUUGGGUUCUUUUUUGUUUUGGUGUGAAAUGAUUGCACCCCUCUGUUAAUUAAUGGAAAUGGGUUCUGGAGAUAACGGCAGACCAGGAUUCUGUCAUAGGGUCCAGUGUCUGCCUCCACGUGUGAAAACUAUGUGAAGGCUUGCACUACUGUACUACAAGCCUACUACUACUCUACUCUACUUCAAAUGAAGUACAAGGGUAUAGUGCUCGAAAAUGUGUAUAUAGAGAUAAUAUCACGUUCUUCAUGACAGCUUGAUCAAAUGUAAACUUUUGAACAUGGUUUGCAAUUGGGACUCUAUUUCACUGUAGACAUUUUAAAGCUGCUUGCUAUGUUUCUUUGAAGUGUAUUUUACACAGUUAAAAGUUGCAGUUAUUGAGAGAUUGGCAAAUAAAGGAAA